This is a messenger RNA of Pseudomyrmex gracilis, 3154 nucleotides long. RefSeq names its product tetratricopeptide repeat protein 7B (gene Ttc7). Gene Ontology annotation, biological process: phosphatidylinositol phosphate biosynthetic process; protein localization to plasma membrane. NCBI's taxonomy places the organism in Eukaryota, Metazoa, Arthropoda, Insecta, Hymenoptera, Formicidae. The coding region runs from base 329 to 2929 and encodes 866 amino acids. The record is from RefSeq and is a predicted model, not a curated record. Gene Ontology annotation, cellular component: plasma membrane. Gene Ontology annotation, molecular function: protein binding. The transcript is spliced from 15 exons.
AGAAAGGCAUUUCGAAGGGAAGCGAAAGGGCUGACCGUGUGACGUUUCGCGUGACAGUUGCCACGCGCACGUGUCCGCGGGUGGUCACGUUUUUGUUCGCGUUUUGUUGUCGUCGUUGCUGUUAUCCGUGGCGGAGAGGAGGUUUUCAAUCGCCGCCGAGUCGCUGGCUGGUGUGCGACCGUUUUCCUAGGACUUGUUCGCGGUGAAUAUCGCACCCGAGGAAACGGUCACUGAUGAUCAAUAUAUCGCCGCGUAGCUCUUCGGCGCCGAUUGAAGUCCAGCCCGCUGGGAGGUGAUUUCGUCCGAUCGUCGCUUUAGAGAUUACGAGAUGACGAGCAAGAAAAGCCAGACCCUCCGCAUCGAGACCGAGAUUGAUCGGAAUCGCGAGGAGGGCAAUUGGAAGAAGGUUAUAGAAUUGGCGGAACACUUAAAAGUGCAGUACCCCAGCAAUGAAUGUUUAGCAAAUUUCUUGAAUGGAGAAGGAAGACUAGAAAGUUUUUUGGAGCAAACUCCGCCGAUAGAUUCUAAUAUCAGCAAAGCACGAAAUGGACUGGCAGAAACACGGAAGUACUUAAUACUAGCUGCCAAUGAAAAAGACAAGCAGGCUCUGGUUGUAUUGGACGCCCAUUUGCUACUUGGCAAACUUCAUUACGCAAUGGGGAUGUACGAGGACGCUCUUCGUCACUAUCAACAAGCUGAACUUGACACACUUACAGAAAAGCAAUUACCUUGUCGAAGUUUACGUAUUAUAGCAGAAUCGUAUGCGAUUAAAGACACAGACAAACAUUUGUCCUGCCGAAGACUGCGCAUUAUAGCAGAAUCAUAUGCAAUCAAAGGUCUCUGCCUGGAAAAGCAACCGCCGCAAUCUAAGUCGAAACAUAAGAUUGCAGAGUGGCACGAGCGGAUAAUCAAGUGCUACGAAGUCUCCGGUGACUUGACGCUGGUGUAUCUGCAGGAGCAGGACAAAAUCGCUAUGCAGCAACAGAACGGUAUCUCCAUCAUAAACACAAACAGCACAGGUACAAACCCGCAACCUCCGGUUUGCACCGCGAAACAUAUCGGACCCAUUUUGGAAACCGCUCUGCAAAGAGCGCCGAUACUGUACAUUCAAAUGGGCAACAUACAAGCCGCUGUUAAUCGUUACAGAGAAAUUUUAUCCGCCGUUGAAUCCACAACUACUCAGAGUUUGCGUGUGACCUUGACCAGACAGUUGGCGGAAGUUCUGUUGCGUGGUAUAAGCGGCGCGGACUAUAAGCCGCCGGAGGGUCCAGUCGAUACGACUACCGUCAGCAAUCGGCGAGCGAAUAAUUUGGAUUCGCCGUGGAAGCCGAAAAAGUACUCGGGACCCAACAUGUUCAUUCCGAAGAACGAGUACGAGGAGACGAUUCUCUUGUUGCUGAUCAGCGAAGCGAUGGCGGUGAGAGACGCCGUUCUGAGUCAAUCGCCCGAAUUCAAGGAAGCCCGAAUACGCGCGUUCGAAAAUGCCACCGCCGUUUACGAUCUGCUCACGGUCGUUGUCAUCAGAUGGAGUCAAGUGGAACUUCUGUACGAGUCUUUCGAAAGAGCGAUGAAGUUCUCUCACGAGGAGGCGCACAUAUGGACCCAGUACGCGCUGUGUCUGAUAAGCAUGGGGAGAUACAUGCACGCGUACAGAGUCCUAAAAGUGGUCGCCAGAUUGUCCCCUCAGAAAGUAAUGCCUUGUCUAUUAGCCGCGAGGCUGUGCUACGAACAGUUGAACAUGAUAAACGAAGGUAUCGAGUGGAGCCAAAAGGCUCUUCAACGAGAGAUGGUGAAUUCGCAGGGGAUGCAGUCCAGAUGCCACUUGUACAUCGGGAUCGGCCACAGUAUACUGUCCGCGAACACGAUCGUGAAACAGGAUAAAGUGCAUCACACGAACACCGCUCUGGACUGCUUUCAAAAGGCGCAACAAUGCGAUCCGAACGAUCAUCUGGCCGAGUAUUAUCUGGCUCACGAGUACGCAAUAAACAGACAGAUCACCGACGCCAUCGUGCACGUGAAGAUCGCGUUGAAUCUGCGAGCAGAACACAUUCCGUCGUUGCAUUUAUUUGCGUUACUCCUGUCGGCACACAAACAGUAUUCCGAGGCGUUGCACGUGAUAAAUAGCGUGUUGGAGGAGUAUCCGGACAAUUUGAAUUUCCUCUACGUGAAGGCGCAUCUCGAACUGCGUAGUAUCGGCGGCGUAGACGCGCUCUACACCAUCAGUCACAUGUUGCAUCUGUGGAAAAAUCUCUACGAGGAUCAGACAAACGUUAACUGCAACGAGCAACAGAGCGAGAAGCGAAGCGAGACCAGAAGCGUUUUUCAGCUCUACACAUCGGAGAUGUCCGAUAAGGACUCCAGUUCUCUGCACGCGCAAUCGUUGGCCGCUUCGAGAGUCGAGCAGGCUUUGUCCGAAGUCGCCUCAUCGAUCAGUUCGUUUACACCGAAGCCGGGGCCACAGCGGGCGUGGCUGUUGCAAUUGCAAAUCUGGCUCUUGCUCACCGAGGUUUUUCUAAUGCUGGAUCAACCGAACGGUGCCGUUCUGUCUCUCCAAGAGGCCACCAAUAUUUUUCCGUUGAGCCACCACAUUAUGUACACGCGUGGCCUUCUACACGAGUACAAGUUGGAGUACACGGAAGCGAAGCAGUGCUACCAGAACGCUGUUUCGAUUAAUCCUUCGCACAUUAAGAGUCUGCAACAUUUGGGUCUCAUUUAUCAUUAUUUGGGCAGUCAGAGAUUGGCGGAGAAAACGUUGAGAGACGCCGCGAAGAUCGAUCCAAAUUCCCAUCAGACUUGGUACAAUCUUGGAGUAGUGUUGGAAUCUCUGGGCGAGGUGGAAGCCGCCAGCGACUGCAUGGCAACGGCAUUAGAGGUCGAAACGACAAAUCCCAUCCUACCGAUUCUGUCGAUACCGGUAACUUUCGAGUAAUUCGUGUCGCUCCCUCCCCUUCCUCUCCUUCCCAAUUUUGGAAGAUGGGAUUUGACUAUUUUUGUCCCUUCCCUCUUUUCUUCUCUGCCGGGUGUCGCCUUCCCGUUCAAUAGUACCUGGACGCGUUGUACUAUUGUCCAAACACGUUGUUGAAAGAAGGAAAAAAACAAAACACAAAGAUUAAGAUAACUUGAACUGUACAGAUAGUUAAUUCGAUGUAAGAAA